CUAAAAAAGCGGGGAUUGCGACUCAUUAGUAAUCUUUGAAAACCAACGUUUAUCAAUGUUCAUUGUUUUAAAUAAAAAAUGUGUCGAGUUAAGAAUAGAGGUCAAUACGGUUUAGGUGUGAUUACCAGGCACAGUGAACAAAGAUGACUUCCAAUGACUUUAGAAUUGAAAGAAAUGUGGAGUUGUCAGAAGAAACUAAGGCUAUAGCAGAAAUAGAACUCCGCGAAACUCCAGAGAGAGUACGCGAAGCUUUAGAAAGGCUCAAAGAGCUUCUCAAAGAAAAUAAAGACUUACAUUUUGGUGAAGAUGACGAGCUACUCACAAUAUUUUUGCGCCCUUGCAAAUGGUAUCCGGAGAGCGCUGUGGCAUUGAUGCGUCGGGUGGCAGAGUUUAAACGUGACAAUGCCAGCCUCCUCGACGGCCUGCUACCAGAACACGAGAAGGUAGCCUUCCUAGAGCACAAAGUUGUGAACGUUUUGAAGGGCCGCGACGAUAAAGGCAGAAGAGUUCUUAUUGUUAGCGUCGGAGGUACGUGGGACCCAAAGAAAGUGACCGCAGACCAGUUGUUCAAAAUGUUCUAUUUGAUCCACGAGGCAGCCAUGUUGGAGCCCGAGUCUCAGGUGCGAGGGACCGUCGUUCUCAUGGACUUCCACAAUAUGGGGUGGAGUCAGACUAUGGGCCUUACACCGGCGUUUUCAAAGCGUCUGCUGACGUUUAUACAAGAUGCUUUGCCUCUUCGAUUGAAAGAGGUGCACUUUGUUAAGGAGCCCAUGAUCUUCAACGUAGUAUGGAAAAUGUUCAAGCCAUUGAUUAGAGAGAAGCUAAAAACCAGAAUAUUUUUCCACGGCUCCAAGAUGUCAUCACUCCAUAAGCACAUCCAACCGACUCAUCUGCCAAGCGACUAUGGUGGCGAGCUGGAUGCUAUCGACUACUCCGCGGCCGACUGGUACCCGGUCAUCAACGAUGUACUACCGCACAUUCAAAAUUGGAACUCUUAUGGGUUUGUCAAAAAAACGUAAACCCAUGUAGUUGCUGAAUUGCCGAGAUCAGAAUGUUCUAUUUAUUAGUCUCGGCAUAUAAAAAUAAGUAGCUAGACAUUUGCCAUAAAUGAAAUUUGUAUAAAAGUGUUGAGGGAUUGUUUAGGGUGGUUGACAAAGACAGAAACUAUUAAUCUUACGUUUCAAAUGGUUAUAUAUUUAAGUGAGUACAGCUAGUAGAUGCACAGAAAUUUUCAUGAAAUUUUAUAUGAGUAAAAGUCAACUGUCCUAUUGUAUGUCAUUUUUCGAGUACCAUGGAUGAGAGAUUUGGAUUUACUUCGGACUGCAUAUUGUAACCUGUAAGUGUGUGUUAUUUUAAGUAAAGACAUUUUAUAAUAAAGAAUAUCGUAUAUUUUCAUAAGUAGAUUUUUUUAAGUAUAAAAUUAUUAAUAAGUAUUUUUACCGACAAGUAUGAUUUUUGUUGAUAAAAAUUUACGUAGGUACAAAUUGUUUUAAUUUCAUUUUGUGUUUAGAUAACAUUAAUAACGUCUUUAUGAUUUAUAUAUUAAUAAUUUUUGUUGGGAACCAUUUUAACAACUUGACAAGAUAUGAGAUAAAUAAAGAAUACUUACUUAAUUAACUGCUUCUGUCUUGAAAUUCAAAUAGUAACUCUAGACACUCGUGGAAUCACUUAUACAUAACACACAUCAUUGCGAAGUGUUUUAUGUAAUGAGACAGUGUUGAAAACGUUGAUUUUUGGUUUUUAUUCAAGUAGCAUCUUCAGAGUGAUCUUUUUUUUAACUACGAAUAUAAGUCAAUCGUAAUUAAUGUUCAAAUUAGAGUAAGAUAUAUGUUCAUUAUCAGUUUAAAUCCCUAUUACUGUAUGACUAUGAAAGUACCUUUCAAUAUCACAACCUAAUUACAUGUUAUAUUAUCAAAUACGUAAUAUAUUUUUCUAAGAGCAAAGGAUUCCAUACACGGGACGAACCAUUGCUAGACAAUCUGUCGCAAGCAAUAUAAGAAGCGACGGAUUGAAAAUAUUAUGUCCAAAUACCAAUAUCGCAGGCGAUUUCGGAGGUCGCAUGGAAUCUGGAGCGUUUCCACCUACAAUUACAAUCGCGUUAAUGGCUAACGAGCUUUUUGCUAUACCAUUAACAAACAUUCCGUUAAUAUAUUGUAAAUUUUACUAGUGCGUCAUACACAUACCUAAUAGUUACAUGAGUUACUAACGAUCCCGAUGCAAACGAGUCAUAGUGAUUACAAGACCUAUCGCAUAUGUGUGGAUAGAAGUUUCGAAGCGAUGGAUCGCUGCGAAUGGGAAAAAGAAAAAGUAGGAGCAAAUUUCAUGACAUUUAUAUAUCAAACCACACCUAUACAUAUAUUUUGUUAUAUUUAUGUAAUAUUAUGUUUAGAUUUGUCAUAACUAUGUCUAGAUUAUACCAAUGAAUUAAAAUUAAUAUUUAAUAAGCUAGCUUCUUUUUUAUCAAUAUUAAUGUUAGUUUUAUCUUACGAAAAAACAGCUGUGUAUACUGAGCUAUACUCUUAACCAGACCCUUCACUUUUAGAUUUGUUUACAACCGCAUUAGCACCAGUGUAUUUAUAUGUCGAAACAUCAUAUUAUCUUAUGUAACACUUGUUGCUUAAAAUGAUAUAUAAUUACGGGCUUUUUCAUGUCAGGGUCUAUCUAGAUUUAAUAAUAAAGUUUUAAGUAUGAACUUCUUUACUGUGGCUGUGAGUGAAAACGAUGUCUUUCCCAUUUUACAUUCUUGUGAAACUUCUUCUCGGUCCCAUUCAAUUUACAGCACCGGCCCUGUGGUCAAGGUAGAAAGAGCAUUAUCCUUCGGUACCCUGUGGCUUUCUUUUAUGACAUAAAUUGUAUUUCAGUUUUUUAUUAUUUAUCAACUUUCAUUCUAAGAUCUUUGUGCCCCUUAAAAGCGUCAUCAAAGUAUUUUUUUUGUUUGAAAUAGUUUUUUCGCAUUUGUUAUAUAAGUAUAUGCGCCUUCUACAAAACCCAGUGCCAGCUCUGUCAAUACAUAAAGUUCAAGUUGUUUGCUAUUGAACAUAACAGAUUAUUCUACUUUGCUUGUAAAUUUAAUUGAAAAAUAAAACAUUUUUUUGAGAUGUUAGUUACUUCAUGUUUUGUAUGUAGGAACGUUCUAUUGAAAAAGUUACAUUAUAAAAUAUAUGUAAAAGGAAACCUGUAGCCAAAUAUUUUUGUUAAGGAUUUAUGGCCGUGAAUCAUGGGAAGAAAUAUUGAAUAAUAGUAAAAAUAAUUGAAUGUCUAGAAAACGAAACUUUGAAUCCGCGAAACAUUCCAUUUAAACAUUUUUUUGCUCAUUAUCUGCCAUUGCUCAAGUAAUGUAACUUCAUAAGUUUAUGAAGCAUUUUGUAUCAGUAAAUAUUGGUUAUCUAUGGAUUAAAACA
Molecule: messenger RNA, 3401 nt
Organism: Pararge aegeria (speckled wood butterfly)
Lineage: Eukaryota; Metazoa; Arthropoda; Insecta; Lepidoptera; Nymphalidae
Product: clavesin-1
Exons: 6
Coding region: 144-1019 (291 amino acids)
Cellular component (GO): membrane
Molecular function (GO): phosphatidylinositol bisphosphate binding
Source: RefSeq, a predicted model, not a curated record